Menidia menidia (Atlantic silverside) is the source of this 2757-nucleotide messenger RNA. NCBI's taxonomy places the organism in Eukaryota, Metazoa, Chordata, Actinopteri, Atheriniformes, Atherinopsidae. The record is from the annotation of a GenBank genome assembly.
UUAAAAGUUGUUGUCUCCCUCUGAGAAGCUGAGUUUUACGAGCCCCUGAAGGCAGCAGCAGCUGGUUGGAAAGUUCUGGCUGUCCGGACUCUCACAGCUGGAUGUGAGGUGGAAGUAAAUCAUUUUAAAAUGCGUCUAACAUCUGUUUGGCGAGCUGACGGAGCCCGACGGUCCAUUGAAAAGGAAAACAUCUUUUUUCGUUAUUGUGAAAUGUCCUGAAAGGCUGGUUCCUCGGGGAAAAUGGGCUUUUACGCAUUCGCCCUUCGUCAAUCAUUCCCAAGCUGUUGUGUAAACAAACGCCUGUGAUUAGGAGGAGUCAAUAGGGCAGUGAGUAACCUGGACACGUUUAUUUGCCCCGGACUGUCGGCUGAAGUGGUCUUGGACACAAAACGCCUCCUCUUGGGGGAUAAAAUGAGUUAUCCUCUCUCCGCGAACCAGGCGCGCGUCCACUUUCCCAACAGACGGUAGAUACGGACGCUCGCGUGUGAGAGUUUCGUUGUUUUUCUUUAGUUUUUGCGUUUAGUUUAGAGCCCCGUCCAGCCCAGAGGAGAUGGGCUCCGCGGGGCGCCGCCUGGCGCUGCUCGGCCUCUUUCUGCUGGGGCUCCAUCACUGCGCAGCCUUCUGGAUCGUCAACGUCGUCUUCCCCCCCAACGCCAAACCCAAAUGGCCAAGCAACAGCACCUCGCCGCUCAUCAUCGUACCGGGGAACCUGGGAAACCGCCUGGAGGCUAAAAUAGAUAAGCCGAAACUGGUGCACUGGAUGUGCUACAAGAAGAGCGAGGACUGGUUCCCGCUGUGGAUCGACCUGAACAUGUUCAUGCCCAUCGGGGUGGACUGCUGGAUCGAUAACAUUAGACUCGUUUACAACAAAACGACCCGGCGCUCAUCCAACUCUGCAGGCGUGCAGGUGCGCGCGCCGGGAUUCGGGGAGACGUACUCCAUAGAGUUUCUGGACUACAACAAACUGGCAGGGUAUUUCCACACGAUGGUGCAGCACCUGGUCAACCUCGGCUACGUCCGAAAUGAGACGGUUCGCGGGGCGCCGUACGAUUGGAGAUUAGCUCCCAAUGAGAACGCAGAGUACUUCACUAAGCUGCAGAACCUGGUGGAGGAGAUGUACGAGCUUUAUCAGAAACCCGUUCACCUGCUCGGACACAGCAUGGGCUCCCACUACGUCCUCUACUUCCUCAACCACCAGCCCCAGGCCUGGAAGGACAAGUACAUCAAGGGCUUCAUUUCCCUGGGAGCGCCUUGGGGGGGCGCUGUGAAGGUCCUCAGAGUCCUGGCCUCAGGUGAAAACGACGGCAUCCCAAUGAUUUCCAACAUCAAGAUCCGCGAGGAACAGCGGAUGGUCACCACCAACCCCUGGAUGCUGCCGUCUGAGGACGCCUGGCCGAAGGACCACGUCUUCAUCUCCACGCCGACCUACAACUACACCAGCCGGGACUACGAGCGCUUCUUCAAGGACAUCAGCUUUGAGGACGGCUGGCACAUGUGGGAGGACACCAGGAACCUGACGGGCGCCCUGCAGCCGCCCGGCGUGGAGGUGUGGUGCAUGUACGGCGUGGGGCUCCCCACCGCGGUGACGCACGUCUACGACGAGGAGUUCCCCAACCAGGACCCGGUGGACUUUGUGUACGCGGACGGGGACGACACGGUGGACAGCUUCAGCAUGGGGCUGUGCAAACGCUGGGCGGGGCAGCAGCAGCAGCCCGUGCACGUGACCGAGUACCGAGGCCUGGCCCACCUGGACAUGGUGUUCCACGAGAAGGUGCUCAACCAGAUCCAGCAGAUCCUGGAGGGCAAGCCCGACGUGCCCGAGGAGAUCGACGUGCGCUUCGAUGACAAAUAGCAGCUGGGUUGUUACAGAGGUCUUUCUGAGGGAGUUCAGAGGCCCGAUUUAAACAGAAAACAGCACGUUGAUGCCUCCUCUUUGCUCAGUUUGGUGCUAAUCAGCCUGGACUUCAGGAGUCACCACGUUGUCUAAACUGAGGACUGUCUUUGUUAUUUCCAGUUAUAAGUAGAGAAAAUGGACAUCAUUGGUGAACUGUGUGAACCUGUUUGUGUGCAGAUUUGUGUGUCAAACACGAUUUGUAAACCUUAACUAAACAUUUUGUCAUCAAACAGCAUUUUUCGUCAGAGUCUAGGAUACUUAAUCUGAAGAUGGAUCAGAAAACCCAUCUUUCCACCAGAACUCAAACGCACCACAGAUCUGUGAGGCUCCUGGAAAAGUCCCCAAACCCCUCGUGCACUUAGAAACUGGUCUGUGUGUAACUUUGUCCAUGUGUGUCAGGUGUCUCAUGAGUUUGAAUUAGAAAGUUUCCAAAGUUACAGCCAAACAGGUUUACACAGUUUACAAAUCAAAUGUCAUGUGUGUAGAUAUUGAGUGCAUUUGCUCCUUGUGGAGGCUGGGAAGUGGUCUGGGUGAACUAUGUAUCAAAGUUUUUGGAGUUAGCUCGAUGUUUGAUGGUUCAUUUAUGUUGUACUGUAUUUUCUUACGGGGUCAUAUUAUGGUUCCAUGUCGAUUUGUGUAUCUGAAAGAUUCCUGUUCGAACCAGUGUUGUUUUUUAAGUUUAAACACAGCUCAUAGACACAGGUUUCUGCAUAACGAGUGUAUGGUUUGUUUUCACAGUUGUGGAGUUUUUGAAACAUGCAGCUCUCAGUUUUAAAAAGUCUUUAUUUGUGCUGCGUUUUAGAUGAACUCUUAAUGUUUUUUUUUUUUGUUAUUUCACAAAGAGAAUAAAGGUUUUACAAACC